AUGGUACCAGAGUACACCACCUACCAGAUGGUACCAGAGUACACCACCUACCAGAUGGUACCAGAGGAGACUCACCUUCCCGAUGGUACCAGAAGACCCCCAGACCCCCUCCUCCCAGACCCCCUCACCCCCUCCAAGACCCUCACAGGCCCCCUCCUCCCAGACCCCCUCCUCCAAGACCCUCACAGACCCCCUCCGCCAAGACCCUCACAGACCCCCUCCCAGACCCUCCCAGACCCUCCCAGACCCCCUCAACCCCUCCCAGACCCUCCCAGACCCCCUCCUCCCAGAACCCCUCCCAGACCCUUACAGACCCCCUCCUCCCAGACCCCCUCCUCCCAGACCCCUUCCUCCCAGAACCCCUUCUACACCCUCACAGACCCCCUCCUCCCAGACCCUCCCAGACCCUCCCAGACCCCCUCCCAGAUUCCCUCCCAGACCCUCCAAGACCCCCUCUUAGACCCUCUCAGACCCCCUCCCAGACCCCCUCCUCCCAGACCCCCUCCUCCCAGAACCCCUCCUAGACCCCGAGACCCUUGGCCUCUCCUGUGGCCCCAGAAGGAGGCCCCAGAAGGAGGCCCCAGAAGGUGGCCCCAGAAGGAGGCCCCAGAAGGAGGCCAGCUAAGUGGGACGGUGGUUAUUUUCAGCUCUGUGUUCCUCCGGUUCUGUAUCCUCCUGGUUCUGUGUCCUCCCCCGCUGACUGGUUCUCUGUUCUCUGUAACAGGUUCUCCUGGUCUGACUGGUUCUCUGUUCUCUGCAACAGGUUCUGUUUCCUCCCGGUCUGAUUGGUUCUCUGUUCUCUGUAUUAGCUUCUCCUGGUCUGACUGGUUCUCUGUCCUCUGUCCAGUCUGCUCCCAGUACGCCCGGGGCGUGUACGCCAUCUUCGGCUUCUACGAUAAGAAGAGUGUGAACACCAUCACGUCGUUCUGCGGGACGCUGCACGUGUCCUUCAUCACGCCAAGCUUCCCUCUGGACGGCACCCAGCAGUUCAUCCUGCAGAUGAGACCCGACAUCAAAGGCCCCCUGCUGAGCCUCAUCGAGUACUACAAGUGGGACAAGUUCGCCUACCUCUACGACAGCGACCGAGGCCUCAGCACCCUGCAGGUUGUCCUGGACACGGCGGCCGAGAGGAAGUGGCAGGUGACGGCCAUCAACGUGGGCAACCUGAAGGACGAGAGGAAGGACGAGGCGUACCGCUCGCUGUUCCAGGACCUGGAGACCAAGAAGGAGCGCAGGGUCAUCCUGGACUGUGAGCAGGACAAGGUCAAGGACAUCAUGGAGCAGGUCGUCACCAUUGGCAGACAUGUCAAAGGCUACCAUUACAUCAUCGCCAAUCUGGGCUUCAUCGACGGGGACCUCUCUAAGAUCCAGUACGGGGGGGCAAACGUGUCCGGCUUCCAGAUCGUGGACUUCGAGGAGCCGCUGGUGGCCAAGUUCGACCAGCGGUGGGAGGCCCUGGAGGAGAAGGAGUACCCAGGGGCCGACAGCAAGAUACGGUACACCUCCGCCCUGACCUACGACGCGGUGCAGGUGAUGACGGAGGCGUUCCGCUCGCUCCACAAGCAGCGCAUCGACAUCUCGCGCCGCGCCAACAACGGGGACUGCCUGGCCAACCCGGCAGUACCCUGGGCCCACGGCGUGGAGAUCGAGAGGGCCCUGAAACAGGUGCGUGUUGAUGGACUGACUGGUAAUAUCCAGUUUGACCAGCAUGGGAAGCGCGUCAACUACUCGGUCAACAUCAUGGAGCUCAAGAACAACGGACCGGUCAAGAUCGGCUACUGGAAUGAAAUGGACAAGAUGGCCGUCACAAAGUCUGACGUCUUUGCAAACGAAUCUACAGGAAUGGAAAACAAGACGGUUAUUGUUACCACCAUCUUGGAAGCGCCCUAUGUGAUGCUGAAGAAGAACUCUGACCUGUUCGUUGACAAUGAGCGCUACGAGGGUUACUGCGUGGACCUGGCCGCCGAGAUCGCCAAGCAUUGCGGCUUCAAGUACCAGCUGAAGGUGGUCGGUGACGGCAAGUACGGCGCCCGCGACGCUGAGACCAAGAUCUGGAAUGGCAUGGUCGGGGAGCUCGUCUACGGGAAAGCGGACAUUGCGGUGGCUCCCCUGACCAUCACCCUGGUGCGCGAGGAGGUGAUCGACUUCUCCAAGCCCUUCAUGUCGCUGGGCAUCUCCAUCAUGAUCAAGAAGCCCCAGAAGUCCAAACCCGGCGUGUUCUCCUUCCUGGACCCGCUUGCCUACGAGAUCUGGAUGUGCAUCGUGUUCGCCUACAUCGGGGUCAGCGUGGUGCUGUUCCUGGUCAGCCGCUUCAGCCCCUACGAGUGGCACACCGAGGAGUACGAGGACGGCCAGAUCCAGACCAACGAGUCCACCAACGAGUUUGGCAUCUUCAACAGCCUCUGGUUCUCGCUCGGCGCCUUCAUGAGACAAGGCUGCGACAUCUCCCCCAGGUCUCUGUCGGGCCGCAUCGUGGGGGGCGUCUGGUGGUUCUUCACCCUCAUCAUCAUCUCCUCCUACACGGCCAACCUGGCCGCCUUCCUCACGGUGGAGCGGAUGGUGUCGCCCAUCGAGAGCGCCGAGGACCUGGCCAAGCAGACGGAGAUCGCCUACGGGACGCUGGACUCUGGUUCCACCAAGGAGUUCUUCAGGCGCUCCAAGAUCGCCCUGUUUGACAAGAUGUGGACGUACAUGCGCAGCGCCGAGCCCUCGGUGUUCGUGAAGACCACGGCCGAGGGCGUGGUCAGGGUCCGCAAGUCCAAGGGGAAGUACGCCUACCUGCUGGAGUCCACCAUGAACGAGUACAUCGAGCAGAGGAAGCCCUGCGACACCAUGAAGGUCGGAGGCAACCUGGACUCCAAGGGCUACGGAAUCGCUACGCCCAAAGGAUCUUCAUUAAGAAACGCCGUUAACCUCGCAGUGUUAAAACUGAACGAGCAGGGCCUGUUGGACAAAUUGAAAAACAAAUGGUGGUACGACAAAGGAGAAUGCGGCAGCGGUGGUGGCGAUUCCAAGGAGAAGACCAGCGCACUCAGCCUGAGCAACGUGGCGGGGGUCUUCUACAUCCUGGUGGGGGGGCUGGGCCUCGCCAUGCUGGUGGCCCUGAUUGAGUUCUGUUACAAGUCCCGGGCCGAGGCCGCGCGAAUGAAGAUGACCUUGGGCGAUGCGAUGAGGAACAAGGCGCGGUUGUCCAUCACCGGCAGCACGGGGGAGAACGGCCGAGUGGUGACCCCCGAGUUCCCCAAAGCCGCCCACUGCGCCCCGUACGCCCGCCCCGAGAUGGGUCUGAACGUCAGCCUGACCGACCUAUCGUGAUCCUCUGAGUGCCUUACAACGCUCCAAUCACGCGCCUCCGUCUCUUCUUUCCUCCCCAUUCUGCCGGUGGUCUCCGGUUCAUUCCGGUCAUCUCCGGUCGUCUCCGGUUUUAUGUCUGGCUGAUGGAACGUCCUCUGGCCCCCGUGAGGUGGGAGCCCCUCCCCCCCCCCUGUGGGGGGACACGUCCCAGAACAACAAAGGUUUCUCUCUGGGAUUGAGUUUCUCCUGACGGACACAGAAACCUUGAUUGACAGCAACUGCUGCUGCUGGAAGAAUGAGCAUCAGUUUGUGUGCGUGUGUGUGUGUGUGUGUGUGUGUGUGUGUGUGUGUGUGUGUGUGUGUGUGUGUGUGUGUGUGUGUGUGUGUGUGUGUGUGUGUGUGUGUGUGUGUGUGUGUGUGUGUGUGUGUAUGUUCCUAAAGAUGUUGAAUCUGCGUAGGAUUUUCAAGCACAUUCGACACCAUCUUCAUCGAGAUGUGAAAUUGUCUUUUUUUUUAAGAAAAUAUAAAAAAAAAGACCAAUUUAAAAACACUAUUUUUUUCACAAGAGCGGUAGACUAAUGUGCUUCUGUGUGGGUUGGGUAGCAACAUCUCAAUGUGACAAACUGCUUUCAGUUUCAUCUUUUUUAAAGCCAAAUAUGUUGUUUAUGGAUUUAAAUGUUAUAAUCAUGUAAUUUAUUACAAUUCAAAAAAGAUCCUGUGUAUCUUUUUCUUUGAUAUUUGGUGUUGAUAUGAAAUAUUUGUUGAUGCUUGAUCUUUUAAAACGUCAAGCCUUAUUUGUUUUGCUUGUUAGACUUGGUGCCGCAAAUUCUGUUCAACUUGUGUGGAUUAGUUUGCUUCGAUUAUCUCGCUGUUUGUGUUUUGGACUUAAAGCGGAACUCUUCCCAGUUUACACACCAUGCAAAAAAAGCAUACAAAAGACUUUUUCACAAAUAAAGACCAGAUUUCAUGUUCAGAGAGGUGAUCCAGGUUAGGUGGCCAGUUUAGUUAACCAGGUUAGUUGGACCAGGUUAGUUAAACCAGGGUUAGCGUGCCAAAUAAGUAUGAGUGCCAAAUGGUAGUGGUAGUUAAUAUUCUUAUGUCUCACUGUACACAGUGACUGUAUAUGAUACAUUCUAUAACUUUUGUAAGUAGAUGUUGAUGGGAGGCCGUGAUAUUCCAAGAGCCUGUUAUUGAUCGAACUGUUAUUGAUCGUGUUGAUCGGUUAGAGAUCAAUGCAAUCGCUAACUGAUCAACACUAUCACUAACCAAUCACCGCGAUCGGAGACCGAUCAACAAGAUCGCUAACCGAGUAACGCAAUUGGUUAUUGAUCGUGUUGAUCGGUUACCGAUAACGUUGAUCGGUUACCGAUCAAGGUGAUUGGUUAUUGAUUGAGUUUUUCCGAUAUAGAUUGAGUUGAUGGGAUAUUGAUCGAGCACUAGUCGCAUGUUGAAGCUGCAGAAUAAUGCAUUUUCCUCGAUUCUAAACUUACAUUUCCAUUUGAUGUUAACCAUUUGGAAUAUCAGUCAUAUAUAUAAACAAUAAUAUAUAAAUAUACAUCUAUAUACAACUAUAUUUUAUAUAAAAAGUCGAAACACAAAAAACUGCCCUUUGUAUGUAUAAUUUUUAAGUUAUUAUAAUCGUUUUUUGAUCAAUCUAAAUUACACCUAUUUUGUUUAAUUUCUUUCAUAAUUUCUUUGUAUUUCAAAAGCUCAAACAAGCAAAUGAGGUUUUAGAGAAAACAUUUGUUGAUCAAACGGCCAUAAAGGCUGAGGCAGAGAAGAGUUCAUGAGACCAUCUCUGCUCCACAACCUUUAAUAUUGAAUGUGUGCUAACUGGUUUAUUUCGGAACACUUUCAAAAUAAAAGUGACUAAUCUCUUA
This is a messenger RNA of Gadus macrocephalus (Pacific cod), 5174 nucleotides long. RefSeq names its product glutamate receptor 2-like. NCBI's taxonomy places the organism in Eukaryota, Metazoa, Chordata, Actinopteri, Gadiformes, Gadidae. Bases 1 to 3315 code for a protein of 1104 amino acids. Gene Ontology annotation, molecular function: transmitter-gated monoatomic ion channel activity involved in regulation of postsynaptic membrane potential; AMPA glutamate receptor activity. Gene Ontology annotation, biological process: modulation of chemical synaptic transmission; monoatomic ion transport; synaptic transmission, glutamatergic. Gene Ontology annotation, cellular component: postsynaptic membrane; AMPA glutamate receptor complex; plasma membrane. The record is from RefSeq and is a predicted model, not a curated record. The transcript is spliced from 17 exons.